CCGGUCCGCAUUCCCAUCGCGAGUGCCGUUGACGUCGGGUUCGAAUUCCUCCGGUGGUGCUGCGUACGUUGCAGGUCGGUUUUUCUAGUUUGUGGGCUGGAUCCUCCCUUCCGCUCUCUCCGUGAGUCGAUUCCUCAACCCGUGGAUUCCAGGAUUGCGGUCGAUCCUUUUCGGGAGUGGUGUGUGCACCCCUGUGAGUGUGUCUGUGUUUGUGAUUUGGUGUGGUGACACACCAAAAAAAAGUCAAUAAGCGUUAUAUCAUCGGGUUUGUGUGAGGGUCCCGAAUUCAUUUGGGACGAGGGGGUUUAAGGAGGUUCCCCCCUUAAGGAUUACCCAGCGGAAGCAGCAGCAUCCAGCGUUCAGUUCAGGACAAAUCUUCAAGGUGACGAAGGUUUCGGCGAAGAAGUAGAGACCCCAAAGGGGGUUCCAGGAACAAACCUCCCUAAAAAGGUCUCGAAGAGCCACGUGCCGUGCUCGUCGAGUUCUAGGAAAAAAAGUAAAUAAAUCGAGGAAAACCCCUACAAGUGUAAUUUAAAGUGAGCUACCAAAAUGAGUGCACCGAUUUCCUGCAAGCAUCGCCCAAGUUGCGAAGGAAAAAUUGCGUAAAAAGUCUGGGGGGCAGCCCAAAAGGUUCGACAACCACUUGUGUGUAGUGAGCAAAAAAAGGAGAACGCAUCAACUGCGUUGAAUUUACCACCCCUUGAAACGGAUCAGCACCCAGCUUCACAUUGGAAUACCAAGAGCAGCAAAGUUGUGCGUGUUCGCACAACGAAAUCAAACCAUCGUGCUUCAGAAUCAUGGUUACCAAAAUAUGGCGAAGCUGCUUCCCAGACAGGGCCAACUCUCCGCACCACGUCGAACGGCAUCAUUUCUACCUGUGUCAGUGGCAAAGUAACACCCAGGUCGGAAUAUGCUACCUGAUGUACCGGCUCAUCGUGGCCAUCCUGUUCCUGGCGGUGCUGGCCUGCUCGGCGCUGGACAUUGGCCGCUCGGAACCGAUGCUGGAGCACCACUACGCCAAAUGGUGGAUCUACCUGACGCACUGGGGCCUGAUAGCGUGCGCCGUGCAGGCCUGGCUGGCGGCGAUUAUCGUCACCAAGGGCCUCAUGAUCGACCGGAACGAGUUUGAGUGGAACAUCCACGUGGCCCGGGAGAGCCGCCUGCAUGCCGUGUACUGGAUCGUGUACACCAUCGCCACCGUUUACUCCUUCAUCGUCUCGCUGGUCUACUGGACGUUCGUCUUCGAUCCCGAAAUUCACCGCAUCGACGCCGUAAAUCUGAUGGUGCACGUGCUCAACUCCGUCAUCAUGCUGAUCGAUCUGACCAUCGUGGGACACCCGAUCCGGCUGAACCAUGCCUACUGGACCACGGGCAUCGGCGUGGCGUACGCCGUCUUCUCCGUCAUUUACUACCUGGCCGGCGGCACUGACAGACACAACGAACCCAGCAUCUACAAAAUGCUCGACUGGACCAAGCCGGGCAAGUCGAUCGUGGUGUGCGCCGCCGGCGUGUUCUUCGUGUUUGUCGUGCACUUCUUCUGCUACUGUCUGUACUGUCUGCGGGUGUGGCUGUACGCGCAGGUGUGCCUCCCGGAGACGUCCUCGUCGGUGGACAACCUGAGCGGCGGCAGUGGCAGCACCCGCAAAACCCUCGGCAGCAGCCGGGAAAAGAUCAGCUCGAUCACGCGGACGCUCUCGUCGAUGGAGGAGUCCCAGCGGGAGCAGUUCCUCAACCCCAGUACCAUCAUCGACCUCAAGUGAUAUGCGGCCGACGGUGGCCAACAAGGGGGAGGUGGUGGUGACGGUGGGAGAGGCGGGGGCUGCCCUGCCUCCGUCCAACCGUCGACCAGCAGGAUGAGGCAACCGUAAGGAGAGUGAGAGAGAGAUCCCGGACAACCUGAAUCCUGAAAGCCCUGCUAGAACCGUCGCGAUGGUCGUCGUCGAAUGAAAUGUGUAACAGAAAAUCAGCUCAAGAAACUCAAAAAACAAAACAAAAAGGAAACUUUGCCCGGAAGAUGAAGAAGAAACAAGCAAAUACCCGUCACUCGACGCCGUUUAAACAGAGAAGAAAACGAGAUUAAUUGAAAAAAAUAACAAAGCAAAACAAAACAAAAAACAACAAAUCCAAAAGAAAGCGUUCUUUAGCACAGUAAAAAAGAAGCAAAACAAAACAACAACAAAAAAACAGAAUUAUGUAACUGAUCAUAGGAAUUUUACGUAGGUCGUUAAUAGAGCAAGGAGAGCAUAUUUUUUGUAUACAGUUUUAAACUAUCGCAAAAGUUUAAAGAAAACAAUUUGUCACCAUGACAGUUCGGACAAGCAAGCGAAAGGGAAGGGAACAGAAGUUAGAGAGAGAGAGAGAGGUUAGUGAUAAGAACCGGAAAGUAAUGUGGGUGUCACCAAAUCAGCACGCGUGAAGAAGACAGGAGCAGGAGUUCAAUCUCGCGAGUGAUAUCACUUGCAUGUACGGUAUCACUUUGCACACUAUUCAAUUUGAGAUUACAUUUAGCUGUAUGUAUUUUGAAUUUAGGAAUGAAUUUAG
This is a messenger RNA of Culex quinquefasciatus (southern house mosquito), 2541 nucleotides long. Its product is annotated as protein rolling stone. Gene Ontology annotation, cellular component: membrane. Bases 798 to 1760 code for a protein of 320 amino acids. The record is from RefSeq and is a predicted model, not a curated record. NCBI's taxonomy places the organism in Eukaryota, Metazoa, Arthropoda, Insecta, Diptera, Culicidae. The transcript has 7 exons.